This is a messenger RNA of Eimeria acervulina, 1461 nucleotides long. RefSeq lists its product as hypothetical. Lineage: Eukaryota; Apicomplexa; Conoidasida; Eucoccidiorida; Eimeriidae. The record is from RefSeq and is a predicted model, not a curated record. The transcript is spliced from 9 exons. Bases 1 to 1461 code for a protein of 486 amino acids.
AUGAAUUGGGAAGAAGAAGAAACACUCUCGCCGCUGCAGAAGGCACUGGCGCCUGGGGGUUGGUUUGGGGAUUGGAGUUUUUCGGGAUUUGGGGUGUACGUACAGCUGUGGGGCGCGGAAUGUUUGAGUCAUGUGGGGCCCUUUCUGCUGCCAGCUCUCCUCGAAUGCAGCAUUGACCCGUGUCCUGUACAGCAGCUGCAGCAGCAGCAGCAGCAGCAGCAGCAGGGAGGGGCGAUGCUGCUGCAGGAAGAGCAGACAGAAGCAAUAGCAGCACUGGAGGCUUUAACGCGUCUUCGUACGGCAAGGCGUCGCUUCAUAGAGCUGCAGGAAGCAGCUCAUAUCGAUAGUUCAGCUGCUGCAGCUGCUGCUGCUGCUGGAGUUGCUGCUGCUAGCCAUGGUGCAGCGGGAAAUAGGCUGCUGCGGCUGCUGCUGAGCGAAGUUGUUGCACACACAGAAGGGACAUCUGCAGCAGCAGCAGCAGCAGCAACAACAACAACAGAAAUGGCAGCUCAACCGCAGCAGCAGGGGCCGCAGCAGCUAAAGAAGGAGAAGGAGGAGGAGCAGCAGCAGCAACAGCAACAACAGCAGCAAGAGCAGCAGCAGCAUCAAGAGCAGCAGCAACAGCAGCAGCAAGCUGUUGCUCGUUACAGCGCAGCCCAGUGGAAUGCGUUGCUGUGCCUCGUCUUCCGCAUGCUGGAGAUAAUCCCUCCAGAGGAGCGUCAGGUGGCGUACUCGGAGCUGUCUCUGCUUGUCUCCUCUAACUCUUCUCUGUGGGGCCGCAGGUCUCUGCUGGCGGAGCGUCGGGCGCUGUUGCUGCUGCGGCUGCUGCAGGAACUGGCUGCAUUGAGGGAGCAGCAACAACAACAACAACAGCAGCAGCAGCAACAGCAGCAACAGCAGCAGCAAGAAGAAAAAGGAGAGAAGGUUGCACCUGUCUUGGAGUACCUGACUGACCCCACUACGGUGUACAAGGACAAAGGCUUCUUGGCGAGCAUCGGGGCAUUACCUGGGCGUCUAUGGGACGGGGAGGUUGGCGACUUAAAGGCAAAGGCGCUGCUGCUGCUGCUCCGAUCAGCAACACCAGAAGAAGCUGCUGCUUAUCUCUGUUUUAUCUCCGCGCAUGCAGAGCUCAAGUCCUUCCUGGUGUCUCGCGGGGGCCCCCCUGGGGGGCCCCCCAUGGGGGCCCCCCCUUAUGGGGGCCCCCGCAUUACCCCGCCUUUAAAGGUGAAGGAGAGACUGCAAGCAGCUGUCUCCUCAGCAGGAAUUCUUCUUGGGGCUGUUGCAUGCAGCGUCUUGUGGCGAAUGGAGACAGCAGAAGCCUCUGUUGCGCUGCUUCCUCAAGUUGGGCUGACGGCGUUGAGGGGCUUGAGGGGCCUUUGCAUAUUGCAAGCAGUUUAUUAUGGAGAGGAGCGACUAAUAGAAACCCCGCAGUACUGGGGAGACAGCACUUUUCAGGUAUAA